ACUUGACAAGAUUGAACGCAGAUCAAUACGUGCACGUACUGCAGUAGACUACUGUAAUCGCUCACACCAAGUCGGUCAAACAGUCAGAAAAGUAGGAGUACAUGCCCACACGUCCAUGUCUAGAAGUAGCGCACUACAUAUAGACAUCGACCAGACAAGCCAAAGCCACACACGCAUUACAUUACACAGUGCAGCAGUCGGGCGAUUAGCCGAAAGUGAUUUUACACGAUCGAUCGAUCGAUCGAGUAGGACACGCCGGCCGCGACUUCUGAUCGGGUGCCAGAGAUCUAGUCCAGGUUCGAGAGCCAUCGGCCAUGAGCAAGAGAGGCAGGGGCGCGUGGAACAUGGAGCUGGGCCGCCUCGACACCGCCAGCCUGCUCAUGCUGCUGGCGCAACAGCACCGCCAGCGCGGCGUCGCCGGGGCUCCGCCGGCGAUGGGCGGCCGCGUGUUCGAGUGCAAGACGUGCAACCGGCAGUUCCCGACGUUCCAGGCGCUCGGGGGACACCGCGCCAGCCACAAGCGCCCCAGGAUGCAACACCCAUCCCCGCAGCACGCGCUCGUCGGCGUCCACGAUGAGGCAGCGCUCUGCCUUGGCCACCGCGUGCCCCAGGCGCCGCCGCAGCCGCCCAGGCCGAGGGUGCACGAGUGCCCCGUCUGCGGGCUCGAGUUCGCCGUCGGCCAGGCGCUGGGCGGGCACAUGCGCCGGCACCGCGUCGAACCCGAGGCCGGGACCAACGCCCCGAGCAGCAAGGCGGCGGCGGCGGCCUCGUGCGACGACGGCGGGAUCUGCCUGGACCUGAACCUGACGCCUUCGGAGAACUGCGUCAAGUGCAAGAGCGCGGCGGAGCUCGCCGCCGCUGCCGGGCAGGGUGUAAAUAAGGCGCUAGGCGGGCACAUUCGUCGGCACCGCCCGGAGGACGAGAGCCAGGCCCACGCGACGAGCGGCAGAUUGGAUUUCUGUGAUAAGUUGGGAAGAAGCCAAAGAUAUUUGCCCUUGCCACUCGAUCCUUGUGGCAGAUUGGAAGAUGCUGAUAUAUCAGCUUCAAUUUGUUGAUUCGAUGGUUUAAGGAAAUGACAGUUGGUCCUGUA
Messenger RNA from Hordeum vulgare subsp. vulgare (domesticated barley), 1090 nucleotides. Its product is annotated as zinc finger protein ZAT12-like. The transcript has a single exon. Bases 315 to 1055 code for a protein of 246 amino acids. NCBI's taxonomy places the organism in Eukaryota, Viridiplantae, Streptophyta, Magnoliopsida, Poales, Poaceae. The record is from RefSeq and is a predicted model, not a curated record.